CACAGCGCCACGAACAGAGGAAUCGGGGGGCAGUGUCGUGGCGCGGCGUGUGGACCCAGUGCACGGACCAUCUCGUGGGAUUUGGGCCGUGGCACCCCGCCUGCCACCUCGUAGAUAGAUUCCUCCCUCAUCUGCAAUUAAUUGUUCACAUCCGAGAUCACGUACUGUCGUGCCGUGACACCAGGCUCCCAUAACUACCUCGAGGUACCCACUUGGGUUUGCAAUCUUUAUUUGCCGGCGCGAAGACGAGCGAAGCAGCCAGAGAGUGAUUCUGCCACUUUACCCUACACCCAGGGUGUCUCCUGAGAACCACGGAAUGGCGCAGAAGACGUGGUUCUUGCCGCCCGAUUUUACAUUUCGUCCCUCUGGGGAGCUCGCUCUAGGAACGAUAAUCAAGGAUCCCAGCCGCCCGACUCUCGCCCUAGCCGCCCUUGGCUCCGAUGGACACCCAGAAAUCGUCCUUCCAGGCAUCGAAACCCUCCUCGAGCCCGGCCACUGCUACUCCCACAGCUCCAAGCGGUCCGGCGGUGCAAACUUGCUCGCCAAGUUCAUCGACCUAGCAUCGGCCUCGGCGAACGCCAACAUGUCACGCUACAAGGAGUGGUCGCUCGGCAAAGUGGACCUCGAGGUCCGAACCUUUAAUAAGGCAAUAAGCGAAGACUCUCUGAAGGCAAUAACGAGGCUGGAACGAGUGAAGAAGUAUAUGAGCAGUGGGCGAUUCGGCAAGAAGCCUGUUUAUAUCAUCUCCGGGUUGCGGGUAGCCAAAGACUCGUUCCAGGUGAUGGACCAAGCCGGGUCGGUGGCGUCCAUGUCGAUGGAAGCAUCCGGGCCCACCCCGGCGUGGACCCUACCCUUGGAGCUCGGGGCCGGCAUCUCUGGUAGCCGCGAGCAAAGUCGAACGGAUGCCUACCGGACGGCCGCGGACAUCGUAUAUGCGUACAGGGUUCAUGUGAUUCGGGCAACAAGGGACGGCGAGGAGGCGGAGCUGUUCUCUUAUAGGACGGCCUUCGGUGAAGGCGGAAAUGAUGAAGACGAGGCGCAAAAUAUGGAAUGCGUUGAUGUGACUGCAAAUGUGCUGAAGGAGGAUUUGGAACUGGAGCCUGCCUUCGACGAGUACUCACUGGGAGAAGGCGAAUCUUGUAUCGUCUUCAAGGGGCGUACCUAGUGCCCCAUACGGUCCAGCGCCGCCAGCCUCGCUUGUGGACACCGGGUGGAACGCAAGAAUUGCCAACCUUUGCCGCGUCUGCUUUAAAAUACACCUCAUUUCAAUAAAGCGUUCGACUUCUUUCCUCUCUCCUGCUUGCUUGACGUCCGGCUAGAUUGAAUACUCCAUCUAUCGCGACGCACCCGC
Molecule: messenger RNA, 1351 nt
Organism: Gaeumannomyces tritici R3-111a-1
Lineage: Eukaryota; Fungi; Ascomycota; Sordariomycetes; Magnaporthales; Magnaporthaceae
Exons: 1
Coding region: 317-1165 (282 amino acids)
Source: RefSeq, a predicted model, not a curated record